This is a messenger RNA of Sycon ciliatum, 2028 nucleotides long. Its product is annotated as 17S U2 SnRNP complex component HTATSF1-like. Gene Ontology annotation, biological process: mRNA splicing, via spliceosome. Gene Ontology annotation, cellular component: U2 snRNP; U2-type spliceosomal complex. The coding region runs from base 124 to 1512 and encodes 462 amino acids. Gene Ontology annotation, molecular function: RNA binding. The transcript has 13 exons. The record is from RefSeq and is a predicted model, not a curated record. Lineage: Eukaryota; Metazoa; Porifera; Calcarea; Leucosolenida; Sycettidae.
AUAGAUUUACAAUUAAAUUUUGUCCGUAUCCAGUGAUUCAUAUCCAUAGCUUCGUGCUGUGGAGUGUAUUCUCGUAGUCGUCCUCUUCAGACGUGAAAGUGUGUGAUCACAUUCUGAUGGCUGAUGGCUGAAGAAGCGGAAUAUCAAGCAGUGGGCGAGGAGGACGCUGGUGCCACUGGCGAAGCAAGUUUAUCUGGAAAUGCUCCCGAUGAAAACCUAUCAAAUGAUAAUGGCCAAGCUGAAAGAAGUACUGGCUUCACGGGUCCUCGUGAAGGGUACGAAUGGGACCCCAUGAGACAAGGCUAUUUUCCUAAAAUUGAUGAUGACUUCAUGGCAUACUACCAAGCCUCGUACGGUUUUGUCGAGGAAGAUGGCGUUGUCAAGCCAGCACCAGCGCUGCCGGUAGAAGAGGUUCUUGCUGCUCAGGCCGCCAGUCAGCCUCCUCCUCCAACCACAGAAGAUGCGGAGAAUGAGAAUGCAUCCCAGCAUGAGAAGCCGGAGAAACCUGGCUCCAAAGCGGCAAAGAGCGCGGGCGCUCCUAGUGACGCUACAGGCACUGCUGGUGCUGCGGGCACAACGGAGGGCGAAGAUCCCAGCAAACAAGCUCAAGGGAAAAAGCGCAAGGCCGCAUCAGACCCUUCCUGGUUCGAAAUGGAGGAGGCCAAGAACAACAAUGUGUAUGUCUCGGGCUUGCCAGUGGAGUACUCAGAACAAGAAUUUUAUGACCUCAUGUCAAAAUGUGGGAUCGUGAAGGAUGAUGACAUUACUGAGGAGCCAAAGAUCAAGCUGUACCGCACAAAGGAUGAGCAGCUGAAGGGAGAUGGGCUUUGUUGCUACCUGAAGCACGAGUCUGUUGCAUUAGCCAUCCAGAUACUGGAUGGCAGUAUGGUCGGCAGUGGCACAAUUUCAGUGCAACAAGCCCAGUUUGAGCGUAAAGGUGAAUUUAAUCCCAGUGUGAGAAAGAAGAAGAAACCGAAAAAGAAGAAUGCCAAGAGCGCCCAAGAAAAAUUGUUGGGCUGGAAUGAGCCGAAGAAGGGACCAAUGAAGCGGAAAAACGAGAAGAUUGUCAUCUUUCACCAUUGCUUUGAACCUAAAGAGUUCGAGGAGGAUGCUCUACUUAUCAAUGAAGUCCGUGAUGACCUGAAAGGGGAAUGCGAGAAGUGUGGACCGGUGCAUAAAGUUAUUGUUUAUGAUCGGCAUCCUGAAGGUGUACUGUCAGUGGCAUUCAAGGAGUUCGAAGGCGCUGAAGAAUGUGUAAAGGUGAUGAACGGCAGAUGGUACGCUGGUCGUCAGCUGAAAGCAGAACUCUACGAUGGCGUGACAAGCUAUCAGAUUGAAGAGACGGACCUUGAGCGAGUCGACCGCCUCAAGAAGUGGGAGGAAUUCAUCUCUUCAGAAACGUCUGGCCAGGAUGGAGCAAGCAAGCCAGAAGCCAAGCCAGCAGCCAGCGAUGCGAGCUCAGCUGAUGAUGUACCUAUGUCCAGUGAGGAGCCUGCGACUUCAGCCAGUUAACGUUGCAACGUGCAACCUGUCCAACUGUCAGUACGUACCCUUACUUUGAACUCCUUCAUGACAUGUGUGGUAGCCCUACUGUAGGAACACUUGACACUACCAGUUACAGUAGCAUUUGGAGAAGUAUUGCAAAGAAACAGGCAAGAUUCUCUGACUCUCCGCUCGCAGAGAAGAUGUUUUCCUCGGCCCCUUUGGUUGGUGACGUGUAUACUGUCAUUGCUCAUCAAUUGCCAAAAGCCUUCUUGUACAUAAAUGUGACAUAGUGUGAUAUUCUCUACCAGAUCUUACAGGUCAAUCCUGGUGAUUGAGCCGACAACUGUACAUAUCUGCCUCCCCGUUGCUUCUCUUCUCUCUUUUUUAAACUGCUUUGCUGCUUUGUUUGAAUUGCAUUGUGCUGGUCAACUCCAUUUGUUGACAACUUCUAGUUCUGAGCCAAGGAAAUACCUGCGUUCUCGGCUAGGCCUGAUCUGAAGAAAAGAAGAGAAAAACUUGAAAAUACUCAUGGAGGGCAUUCUA